AUGCCACGGUAUACCAGCCCAUUUGAUGAAGCCCAGCUCUUCUAUCGCGAUUUUGUUCCAGCAAAGAACCCUCCUCCCUUCAAUGUUUCUGACGGCGCAGAUGUGGGCGGGAAGCCGGCUCUAGUCUUCCUCCAUCAAUGGCCGCUGUCAUCUCGAAUGUACGACCCUCUACUGGUCAGUCUUUGCGAGAGUCAUCGAUUCCGAUGCAUCGCAGUCGACAGGCGAGGCUUUGGUCAGAGUGACUGGUCUGGGCCAGAGCCCAAGGGGGACAUUGACUACAGUGUGCUAGCACGAGACGUGGUCGGGCUUCUGGAAAAGAUGAAGCCAGGGCCUUUCGUUUUCAUCGCUGCAAGUAUGGGCACUGGAGAGACUGUGCUUGCACACGGUCUCAGUGAAUAUGUCAGAUCUAACUGCAAGGGCUACAUCUGGAUCAGCACUUCUCUCCCUCUACCUGUCACCUCACCGAACUUCCCAGAUGGCCCACCUAGAGCGCUAUGGGACCAUGUCCUUGGCUCACUUAGGAGUCACCGAUCACAAUUCGUUUCGAGCAAUUUCCGCGGCCCACUAGGAGUCGGAGCGGCCGGCGAGGUAUCAGACAAGGACAUUGAGAUGUUUGAGCGUAUCUUUGACGCCGCAGACGCUUUAGCUAUCGAACGAGCGGCUCAGAUAUUCACCUCCGAGGAUUUAACUCCGGUCCUUGCUGAGUUCGGCAAGGCAAAGUCUGGAGAGCUGCUGCUGAUUCAUGGAGGUGCCGACGGUGGAGUACCCCUGGCCGUGAGCGCUCAUCGGAUCCAGAAACUCAUCCCGGAUGCAACAUUGACUGUCUAUGAAGAUGGGGGACAUGGUGAGUAUCUUGGCUCUGCUUUGAAGGGAUAG
Fusarium falciforme is the source of this 876-nucleotide messenger RNA. RefSeq lists its product as hypothetical. The record is from RefSeq and is a predicted model, not a curated record. Bases 1 to 876 code for a protein of 291 amino acids. The transcript has 2 exons. Lineage: Eukaryota; Fungi; Ascomycota; Sordariomycetes; Hypocreales; Nectriaceae.